UCGUUUUCCCACACUGUUGCAUUUUCUUAUUUAUAGCACACUCAAUGUUCACUCUCAUUUUGCAAUUUGAACGGGACCCACCUCAAAUGCCUUUCUUUUUCCCUCCUUUCGCUUCCUAGAUUCUACCCCUCUUCUUCUUCAACUGCAUAAUAAUACAAACCCAUUUCAAACGAUUCAAAGAAAUUAAUAAUUCAUACCACCAGUCCAUCAACCAAUAACAAUGGAAAAGUAUGAAGUAGUUAAGCAAUUAGGAGCUGGUAAUUUUGGCGUUGCACGUCUUAUGCGGCAUAAGGAAACCAAAGAACUUGUUGCCAUGAAAUACAUCGAGCGUGGUCAAAAGAUUGAUGAAAAUGUGGCCAGAGAGAUUAUCAAUCAUAGGUCGCUUCGUCAUCCCAAUAUUAUUCGAUUUAAGGAGGUGGUUUUAACACCAACCCAUCUGGGAAUUGUAAUGGAAUAUGCGGCCGGUGGUGAGCUUUUUGACCGUAUUUGCACUGCGGGUCGUUUUAGCGAGGAUGAGGCUAGAUAUUUCUUCCAACAGCUGAUUUCUGGAGUUAACUACUGCCAUUCCAUGCAAAUUUGUCAUAGAGAUUUGAAAUUGGAGAACACAUUGUUGGAUGGAAAUGCUGCACCUCGUCUAAAGAUUUGUGACUUUGGUUAUUCCAAGUCAUCUCUUCUACAUUCAAGGCCUAAAUCCACGGUAGGAACUCCAGCAUAUAUAGCACCUGAAGUUCUUUCGAGGCGAGAAUAUGAUGGAAAGUUGGCAGAUGUAUGGUCUUGUGGAGUGACCCUCUAUGUUAUGCUGGUCGGAGCAUACCCCUUUGAAGACCCUCAGGAUCCGAAGAACUUCAGGAAGACAAUUACCAGGAUUAUGGCUGUCCAGUACAAAAUCCCUGAAUAUGUUCACAUAUCACAAGAUUGCAGGCAUUUGCUUUCUCGAAUCUUUACUACCAAUCCGGCUAGGAGACUUAGCGUCAAGGAAAUAAAAAGCCAUCCAUGGUUCUUAAAAAACCUCCCGAAAGAGCUAACAGAACAAGCUCAAGCCAUGUAUUACCAAAGAGAUAACCCGAGCAACCCAAGCUUCGCUUCUCUACAAAGCGUAGAGGAGAUCAUGAAAAUUGUGAGCGAGGCAAGGAAUCCGGCUCCAAUAGCAAAGCCAGUCUCGGGAUGGGAGGGUGAGAAUGAAGACGGAAAUAAUGAAGAAGCAGAAGAAGAAGAAGAAGAAGAAGAAGUCGAAGAAGAAGAAGAGGAUGUAUAUGAGAAAACAGUGAAGCAGGUCCAUGCAAGUGGAGAAUUUGUUAUCAAUUAAGCUCAAGAACUGGAAAAGGAUGUCUAUUGUAGUUUCAGUUUCUGAUAAGUGUGCAUACACAGCAAUCAGCAUAAGCUAGUAUUCCCAUUUCAGAAUCAAUUCAACAUGUUUCUUUUCUUUUCUUUUUUUUUUUUUUUUUUUUUUUUUUUUUUUUGCUGUAAGUUGUAACUUUUAUUAGCAUGUAUAAGGAUUAUUACUUUUAUAAUUUUUAAUGUUAAAUUGCUUUUAU
Molecule: messenger RNA, 1535 nt
Organism: Amaranthus tricolor (Joseph's coat)
Lineage: Eukaryota; Viridiplantae; Streptophyta; Magnoliopsida; Caryophyllales; Amaranthaceae
Product: serine/threonine-protein kinase SRK2H-like
Exons: 9
Coding region: 221-1306 (361 amino acids)
Biological process (GO): protein phosphorylation; intracellular signal transduction
Molecular function (GO): protein serine/threonine kinase activity; ATP binding
Source: RefSeq, a predicted model, not a curated record